This is a messenger RNA of Cygnus atratus (black swan), 2465 nucleotides long. It is a transcript of the gene LRRTM1, whose product is annotated as leucine rich repeat transmembrane neuronal 1. The record is from RefSeq and is a predicted model, not a curated record. Gene Ontology annotation, cellular component: extracellular matrix. Gene Ontology annotation, molecular function: protein binding. The transcript has a single exon. The coding region runs from base 583 to 2148 and encodes 521 amino acids. Lineage: Eukaryota; Metazoa; Chordata; Aves; Anseriformes; Anatidae.
AACUGCAGAGAAAAGGACAGAGGGAGAAGGAGAAGAUCAAGCUCAUGCACAUAGUUCUGAAACUUGCAGGUCCUAGGAGUCAGCUAAAAAGCUAGCUGGACAAGCCUUGAGCUCUUUGAGCAGAAGCGAAGUGAGACAUUGUGAGCUUGCCAGCCUUGCACAGCACUGAAAGGGACUGAAUUUGUAGCACAGAGGGGUCUUUUUUAGCUCUGCAUAUAAUUAGUCCAAACACAAAGGAAGCAACUGAAUGGAGGUUGUCACUCUCUGGAAAAGGGUGGGUAAGACACUUUUUAAUUAAAUUCUUUCAUGAAGAAAGAUUUUUUUCUUUGCUGCAGCCUUUAACAUGAACAAAAUCACUAUCAUUUUACCUUUGAAUGUCUGUGAACUUUAAUGCUGCACAGCUCCUGCAUGCUGUAAAGUGAAAUAUUUGGCUGUGUGUUUGUUGUUUGCUGUUCUGCUUUGGUUUUAGCUUUUUUGGUUGUUUAUUUUUUAUUUUUUUUAUUUUCCCUUAAAUAAAAUAUGAUGUAGAAUUUGAAAAGAUUCAAUGGACAUUCUCGAGCAUAUUUGGAAAUAUUCUUGCUAAUGGAUUUCCUUCUUAUCGGUCUCUGUUUAAACUGGCUGCUGAGGAAGCCCCCGGGGUUGAUAUUGUGUACGCUGGGUAUCUUUUCUAAAAUGCUUCCAGCCGUGAAUAGUGGGUGUCCACAGCUAUGUCGGUGUGAGGGCAGGCUUUUGUACUGUGAAUCACUGAAUCUCACAGAGAUGCCUCGCAACCUGUCGGGCAUGAUGGGCUUGUCUCUGCGGUACAACAGCCUUUCAGAGCUGCAUGACGGACAGUUCACAGGGUUAAUGCAGCUCACGUGGCUCUAUCUGGAUCACAAUCACAUUUGCUCAGUGGAGGGGAAUGCCUUUCAAAAAUUGCGGCGAGUGAAAGAGCUCACCCUGAGUUCCAACAAAAUAACCCAACUGCCCAACACCACGUUCCGACCCAUGCCAAACUUGCGCAGUGUGGAUUUAUCGUACAACAACAUCCAGGCGCUGGAGCCCGACCUGUUUCACGGGCUGAGAAAACUCACGACAUUGCACAUGCGGUCGAACGCCAUCAAGUUUGUGCCAGUGAGAAUUUUUCAGGACUGUCGCAGCCUGAAGUUUCUAGACAUAGGAUACAAUCAGUUAAAGAGCCUGGCUCGAAACUCUUUUGCAGGCUUGUUCAAGCUCACCGAGCUGCACCUUGAGCACAAUGACUUGGUGAAGGUGAAUUUAGCCCACUUUCCCAGGCUCAUCUCCCUGCACUCGCUCUGCUUGCGGCGGAAUAAAGUUACCAUCGUCGUCAACACUUUGGACUGGAUAUGGCAACUGGAAAAGCUGGAUCUCUCUGGCAACGAAAUCGAGUACAUCGAACCUCAUGUCUUCGAAAGCGUGCCUCACCUCAAGUCCCUGCAGCUGGACUCCAACCGGCUGACCUACAUCGACUCCCGCAUCCUGGACUCCUGGAAGUCCCUCACUAGCAUCAGCCUCUCCGCCAACACCUGGGACUGCGGCCGCAACGUCUGCGCCCUGGCCUCCUGGCUGAGCAACUUCAAGGGCCGCUACGACAGCAACCUGCUCUGUGCCACCCCCGAGUACGCGCAGGGCGAGGACGUUUUGGACGCCGUGUACGCUUUCCACUUAUGCGAGGAUGCGGCGGACCCCACGAGCGUCAACACCCUCUCCCCCGUGACCAACAACAGUGACCAAAUGUUCGGCUAUGGCUUGGCCACCGCCACAUCCAACGUGCCGGAUGCCGACGAGGAGCCGACGACGUACGCCAUCACCGUGACGCUGCCCGGCGAGAGCGCCGAGAAUGCCGUGCAGAUUCACAAGGUGGUGACGGGGACCAUGGCGCUGAUUUUCAGCUUCCUCAUUGUGGUUUUAGUGUUGUACGUCUCCUGGAAGUGCUUUCCUGCCAGCAUCAGGCAGCUAAGACAGUGCUUUGUGACACAGCGCAGGAAGCAGAAGCAGAAACAGACCAUGCAUCAAAUGGCUGCCAUGUCAGCCCAGGAGUAUUACGUUGAUUACAAACCCAACCACAUCGAGGGAGCCCUGGUGAUCAUUAAUGAGUACGGAUCUUGCUCCUGUCACCAGCAGCCAGCGAGGGAGUGCGAGGUGUGAUUUGCCUUGGGGAUUUAAACAGUGUGCAACCAAAUAGCGGCGUGCAGGCAGAGAGCAGAGCGGGGGGUUUGCUGGGCUUUGCUGAGGAUUUCACAGGCACUCCUCUGCCAAAAUCGCAGGAGGAGCUGCCGGCAGGACUUGAUAUUUUAGCUUUAUCGUGUCUUAAAAUCUUCAGGACAGCCAAUCUUAAGAUUUCCUAUGCUAAUACUCCCUUUGAAGAUCUGUCAAUAUUCAGGAAACUGAGAGUGUAAAAAGGUACCGAUUAUUGAUCUUUUGUAAACUAAGGAAAAUGUUUAAAAUAAAAAAAAAUAGCAUUU